CUCUUCUUGCACUGACUUUUGUGAGCUGGCUCAUGAUCUCAGGAUGUACAAAAAAAUAAUAGUUGUGUUACUAUUGUCAGGUUAUGUUUGUGCAACCACCCUUGAACCUGCUGUGUCCAUUGCUGAUCCUGGUGAACGAACAUUAUCCAGUGAAAGUGUUUGGGCUGUCACAGAGAGGGAAUUACAUGAAGCCACUCCUACUGCUUACCAAAGACCAAGAGAAGUUUCCACUACUAGAGGACAACCCGUCGAAAAUGGAGGUGGAGAAAGAACAAGAAAACAAAUAACUCAUGCUUUCUCAGAACCAGUGAUAAUAGCCAUCAUUUUUGGGGUGAUAGCUGGUGUCGUUGGAAUUAUACUCCUUUUUGUUUAUGCUAUUGGCAAACUAACUAAGAAACGUUCAGUGGAUAUACAACCUUCACUCUCACAUGACACAGACGUUCCUUUAAGUUCUGUCGAAACAGGAAAUCCAGAAGAGUGAUAAUGAGAACCUGCUCACCGAGACAAAUUUUGGAAGAACUAAAAGACAUGAGACUUCAGUCAAGUGAAAAGUUAACAUGUAAAUUGUACAUGCUAAUGUAUUAUAUACAUUCCUAAAUUGUACAAUUUCAGGAAGAAAUUUUCAUCAUAAUGAGCCCAGGGACUCGAUGGAAAAUACACCUAUUCGUUAAUAUUUCAAAAUGAAGAACAAAUAUUUUCUUUCAUGCUUGCUUUUGUAUGUUAGCAUAAUUCUUAUAGUUAAUUGAUUUGGAGUUCUAUUCUAUUAUAUUUUAAUAAUUGUGCUGUUAAAUGAAAGGCUUUCAAUAUCAUAGAUGAAAUCUAAGUUCUUUUCUUGUCUUAAAUUUCUGAAUCUAUUUUCAUUUUUAAAUAAACUAAAUCCUAUCAUUUCCUUCAUUGCUGAAUAAGCAAGAGAUGGUAAUACAAUAAUGAUGAUGAUAUUUUUAGUCACAAUAGUAAAGUGUGUACUUGGAAAGAAAUGCCUUGCAUACAUACCUAUUUACAUGCAGACACAUGUAUACAUAGACAUAGAUAUAAACAUAGAUAUAUACAAUAACACUCACAUUCAUCUUUUAAUGCAUAAAUCAAUACAAAUUUUUUUUUCAUUAAGAAAAGUGAAAUGGUACAUAUGUAUAAACGCUCAUUUACAUUUUUCUGACUUUCCAGCAUUAACUUCUCCAGGCCACUGACUGAUGCAUUCAUUGCAUUCCACUGGAAGAGUUAUUUAUGUAAAUGGUCAGAGAACCCUGAGAAAGAAAAGACUGAAUGACUUUCCUUGUGAAAGGAACUUAAUAACUCUGUAAAUGCCACAAGAUGUGUGAACUUGACAUGCAAGUGAAUAUUUUAGUAGGUUGCCGUUAAGUUCUUUUUUAGUGUUCUCAAUUAAAUCAUUUAAUCCAUCCAGUCCUAGGUUUUCUUAUUAAUAAGGUUUUGGAAAUUGGUUUAAAUAAUCUAAAUGAAAUUUCUAGGUAUGAGACUAAGGCUUUUGUGCUUAUACACCUGUCACUUAUUUAUAGUAAAACUUAAAAAGCAGUAUAAAAACAAAGGAGUACCUUCCUGUGAUAUUCUUUUUCUACACUGAUUAAAACCCAUAAUGCUUCCUAUUGCUGUGUGAUAACUGAGUAACAUUAUGUAUAUAUCUGGCCCUGGCAACUUAAAUGUAUUUAAUAAAUUAAAAAUCUAAAUCUUAA
This is a messenger RNA of Miniopterus natalensis, 1688 nucleotides long. RefSeq names its product glycophorin A (MNS blood group) (gene GYPA). Gene Ontology annotation, cellular component: plasma membrane. The record is from RefSeq and is a predicted model, not a curated record. NCBI's taxonomy places the organism in Eukaryota, Metazoa, Chordata, Mammalia, Chiroptera, Miniopteridae.